AUGAGAGCUUUCAGUAACGUUUCCAGAAUUUCCAGAGUUUCCAGAGUUUCUAGAGUGGCCUUGGCUGCUCCUGCUAGGACUGUUCCAUUGAUGAACAGAAACGCCAUGUCCAUGAUGCGUUUUUACUCUGAGGAUGCCAAGGCUAGUGAGAAAGCCGGCGAGAAGGCCGAGGAGAAGGCUGAGGAGCAGAACCUCAGUGCUGAGGAGCAGAAGCUCAAGGAUUUGCAAGAGCAAUUGGACAAGAAGACUAAAGAGGCUGCUGAGUUGAAGGACAGGCUAUUGAGGUCUGUUGCUGAUUUCAGAAACUUGCAAGAAGUUACCAAGAAGGACGUUGAGAAGGCCAAGAGUUACGCUUUGCAGAAAUUCGCAAAGGAUCUAUUGGAAUCCGUGGAUAACUUUGGACAUGCGUUGGGUGCCUUCAAAGAGGAAGAUCUAGAGAAAUCUAAGGAGAUCAGUGACCUAUACACUGGUGUCAAGAUGACCAGAGACGUCUUCGAGAAGACUUUGAAGAAGUACGGUAUCGAGAAGCUGGACCCACUAGGUGAGCGUUUUGAUCCAAACAAGCAUGAGGCCACUUUCGAACUUGCACAACCAGACAAAGAGCCAGGUACCGUCUUCCACGUCCAACAACUAGGUUACACCCUGAACGAGAGAGUCAUUAGACCAGCUAAGGUUGGUGUUGUCAAGGAGGACUGA
This is a messenger RNA of Nakaseomyces glabratus, 696 nucleotides long. RefSeq names its product mitochondrial nucleotide exchange factor MGE1 (gene MGE1). Gene Ontology annotation, biological process: protein folding; protein import into mitochondrial matrix. Lineage: Eukaryota; Fungi; Ascomycota; Saccharomycetes; Saccharomycetales; Saccharomycetaceae. The record is from RefSeq and is a predicted model, not a curated record. Gene Ontology annotation, cellular component: PAM complex, Tim23 associated import motor. Gene Ontology annotation, molecular function: protein homodimerization activity; adenyl-nucleotide exchange factor activity; protein-folding chaperone binding.